UGCGGGCGCUUUGGGACCGAGAAUCUCAGGCAGUCUCGCCUCCCACUGCGUCCCCUCCGGAGCCGCUGGGGCGCAUGAUGGCUGCGGCAGCUGUUGCGGAGGUGAGCAGCGCCAGCAGUAGCAGCAGCGAUACCUCUAGUGCGGGCGAGGAGGAGAGGAUGAGGCGGCUCUUCCAGACCUGCGACGGCGAUGGGGAUGGCUUCAUCAGCAGGAAUGACUUGCUGAUUGUAUGCUGCCAGCUGAAUAUGGAGGAGUCUGUCACAGAGAUCAUGCACCAGCUGGGAGCAGAUGAAAAUGGGAAAAUUUCCUUCCAGGCUUUUAGCCAAUGCCGCAUGGAACUGGUACGAGAAAUCAGGAAGGAGGAAGUGGACCUCUCUGUGAAGUCGGAUGACCCUUGCAUAAAGAAAAAGUUAAGGGAUGAGAUAGCUUCCUGGCCAACUAGCAGUAAUAACAGUUUAGGUGCCUUAUCAGGAGCCAGAGAAAGCUGGGAGUAUGAUUCAGGAGCAAGAGACCUUCAGAGUCCAGACCUCCAGAGUAAUUUUACACUACAAAAGGUGUUGGAAUAUGGUGGAAGCAAUGAGACCCGACAGGCUUCCCUGCAAAGACUUCUAAAUCAGGCCUCAAGUUUUAGCAGCUCUGUUGGAGGAAGCUACUUAGAACUUGUCAACACUCAUAUCAAGUUCAGGCUUAGAGCCUUUGAGCCUUCAUGGAAACAAUGCUACGCUGCUGCUGCUGCCGCCUUUCAUUUACCAGAAAACUCAUGUGAUUUUAGCAGUUGGUAGGUGUAUAGUAUUUCCAAAGCUUGUAUAAUUGAGUUUCAUUGAAAAGGGUAGGAAUCAUGAGGUGCUAAAUUGAACUUCUUAAUUUAUACAAUUUAACAGAAGAUGUUUUUUAUGUGGCGCUUACGGACAUGGUUUAGUGGUGGUCUUGGCAGUGCUAGUGUAGUGAUUGGACUCAAUGAUCUUAAAGGCCUUUGGCAACCUAAAUGAUUCCAUGAUUCUAAGAUUUGUGCCUGAAAACCUCUUAUCAAUUAAUGUUUUUUAAGUAUGGUGUCACAUUGCUCAGAAGUGUUGUGCAGAAAAAUUCUUCAUAUGUUAUUUCAUUACUUAAUUAUUUGAUAAUUUUUUUAAACCCUUGGUGAGCUAGCACUUUGCUUUUUUAUUUCUACAGGCAACAACUAUUCUCCCCUGUAAAAAAUCUGUAACUAUUGUGCGUUCCACUGUAUUGCUGUCAAGCUUAUAUUUUAAUUUUAAGCCAGAUGUGUUAUAAAAGACCACCUAUUUUGUAGCAUGUUUCUGAUUUAUGCUUUACAGGAGUUUGAGUGGAGAAGUAAAAGAUGUUAACAUGAAAAUUAAAAGUUUCUAAUUUUUAAAAUGACUUUAUUUGCAUGCUUGACUUUGAAACAGUCUUGUAGUUCAUGGUAUUACAGGAUAAUUCAGGCUGUAAGACAACCUCAGGUGGCCAUCUAGUCCAACAUCCAGUUUAACACUUAAUGUCUUAAUGGAGGUGGUGUCUGGCAACAGAGGAAAAUCAAUUCUUUAACUGCUUUAAAUUCUUGUAUUACUUGAAAAGAAAAUGAUGAAAAAUAUUCUGGAAGUGUUUUCGAAGGCCUUCUAAGUUUUAUUUAAGUUCCUGAAUAUGGGCUGAUAUAUGACCUAAAAUUUCCAUAUUCAGAGUAGAAAUAUGUAGAUAUUAAAACUUAUCUAAGGGAGAAAAAAGUUCAAGCAAGUUGACAGUCCCUUAAAGGAAUUGUGUCCUCAUUUUUCCUAAGAAUGAUAGUAAGGGAUGAAGUGUGGUUAAUCAUAAACUCUUUGAUCUUCAAAAAUGGACAGAACCAUAUGGAAACUGGAAAGAGCAGAAAAAUGGGCAGGCACACAUAUAUUGUAGAGAGGUUAAAAUGAAGGGCCUGGGAAAUUAUAGGUCAGUUAGCAGCUUUAAUUAUACUUUCCAGCAGUUUUCUGGAAAUGUGAGCAAACUUAAAUGACCAAGAGGCAACAUGUGGAUUUGUAAAAGAACAAUCAUAUCCAUCUAACCUAAUAUCUCUAUUAACAGUUGGAGUACUUCCUCACACUGAAAACUGCUCUCACAAUAAUCCGCUAAAAAGAUGCAAGUCUAGGUCUAAGGAGGAUAAUGGGUGAAUCAAUGUUUGUUCAGUUACAUGUGUUCUGUAGCAUUGGUUGACUUGCUUAAAUAUUAGCGUUUUGAAAGGACAUGAGCUGUUGCACACCUGAUUAGUUUAAAGGAUGUACAAUGCACUUUGACAGACGUUUUAAGUAGAGCUGCUUAAGAGAAAUAUAGCUGGCAAAAAGAAUGACUUGCAUACUUUUUUCCUGGAUUAGAAAAUGUUAGUUGCUGUGUCCUAUUUGGAUCUGGAGUUCAUUCAGGUUUCAAAGUGGGUAUGCACUUUGUAUGUCCUCUGUCUAUGCUCCUGGCUGAUGAUGGUUCAGAAAUCAUAGGCUUUGGUAACUUCUUGCACAUUUGCAAAUAUAAAGACACAGGUGUGCAGUGUUUCUAGAAUGCACAGUGUGAAGGCUACUGCAGUCCUGUGAUGUGUAGAAAUCUUAAAAAUAAAAAUGCUGAAGGCUGAUAUGAAAUAAAGGUCUCUGGGUCUUACAUUUUUCUGUCA
Messenger RNA from Pezoporus occidentalis (night parrot), 2626 nucleotides. RefSeq lists its product as uncharacterized. Bases 75 to 782 code for a protein of 235 amino acids. The record is from RefSeq and is a predicted model, not a curated record. The transcript has 4 exons. NCBI's taxonomy places the organism in Eukaryota, Metazoa, Chordata, Aves, Psittaciformes, Psittacidae. Gene Ontology annotation, molecular function: calcium ion binding.